This is a messenger RNA of Nymphalis io (European peacock), 3918 nucleotides long. RefSeq names its product piwi-like protein Siwi (gene aub). The record is from RefSeq and is a predicted model, not a curated record. Lineage: Eukaryota; Metazoa; Arthropoda; Insecta; Lepidoptera; Nymphalidae. Gene Ontology annotation, molecular function: piRNA binding; protein binding. Bases 109 to 2814 code for a protein of 901 amino acids. The transcript is spliced from 18 exons. Gene Ontology annotation, biological process: regulatory ncRNA-mediated gene silencing. Gene Ontology annotation, cellular component: P granule.
GUAUUGUUCAAACAGGUACCUUUUAAUUGUUCAUAAAUAACGUUUAAAUUAGACCUGUCCUCGUAUCCUAUACCUGCAAUUGAUAUUCAGCAACAGCGACAGUUAAACAUGUCUGAACGUGACCGUGGCCGGGGAAGAGCGCGCGGACGUGCGGGAAGAGGAGGAGAUGGAGGUGGGCAACCACCGAGAAGACCAGGAGAGCAAUUAAGGCCUCCUCAACAACAACCAGCUCAACCAAGGCCCCGAUCACAACCACCAUCAGCUUGGGGUCCCCCAUCUCUUGCUCCUCCAGUUAGAGCGGGCAUGCCUGCGCCAUCUAUUGGCCGAGCAUCGCAUCGAAGUACUCCAACAACUCAUGAACACCCUGGAGAUGUUGAUAUUCAACAAAGGAUGCAAACAAUGGCUAUAUCUCAAUCCCAACCAUCUGGUAGUGGAGAGCCAAGUUCAGCAAUUGUUGGUCGUGGAUCACGUCGCGGUGGUGGGCGUAUCUUGCCUGAACAAAUGCAGAUUAUGCGCACUCGUCCUGAUAGAGUGACUUCGAAGAAAGGAAUUACUGGAACACCAUUGGAUUUGACGGCAAACUUUUUCACCGUUGAAACAACACCUAAUUGGUCUCUCUAUCAAUAUCAUGUGGAUUUCUCGCCAGAUGAAGAUAACACUGGAAUUCGUAAGGCACUGUUACGAGUUCACGCGAAAAAACUCGGAGGAUAUAUUUUUGAUGGUUCUGCUCUGUAUACUGUGUCAAGAUUGCAUCCAGAGCCGUUCGAAUUGUAUUCCGAUCGUACUUCAGAUGGUGCCCGUAUGAGAUUAUUAAUUAAGCUUACCUGCCAAGUCAGUCCUGGUGACUACCACUACAUUCAAAUAUUCAACAUCAUUAUAAGAACAUGCUUCAGCAUAAUGCAACUGCAGCUUAUGAACCGAGAUUUCUUUGACCCCGUUGCAAAGAUUGAUAUUCCCGAGUAUAAACUUCAAAUAUGGCCAGGCUAUAAAACUACUAUCAAUCAAUAUGAAGAUCGCCUUCUGAUGGUUACUGAAAUCACACACAAAGUUCUUCGCAUGGACACAGUUCUGCAAAUGAUUAAAGAAUAUUCAUCAAGCAAGGGUUCUAAUUAUAAAAAAAUAUUUUUGGAAGACAUUGUUGGUAAAAUUGUCAUGACGGAUUACAACAAAAGAACAUAUAGGGUCGAUGACGUAAUUUGGAAUGAGUCUCCAAAAUCUACUUUCAAAAUGAAAAAUGAAAAUGUCUCAUAUAUUGACUAUUACACCAAGAAAUACAAUAUAAGGAUCAAGGAUCUAGACCAGCCGCUACUAAUAUCCCGAUCCAAAGCUCGCGACAUCCGCGCCGGCAUGCCCGAGCUGGUGUAUCUGGUGCCGGAGCUGUGUCGGCAAACCGGCCUGUCGGACGAGAUGCGGAACAACUUCCAGCUAAUGCGUUCGCUCGCCGUGCACACGAAGAUCGGACCGGACGUUCGCAUUCAAAAAUUACUUAAUUUCAAUCGCCGUAUUACACAGAAUAAGCAAGUCGUAGAUGAACUCGCGAAAUGGAAUAUGAAAUUAUCAAAUUCGUUAGUGCGCUUCAAAGGUCGCCUGCUUCCUGCUGAAAUCAUUGUUCAAGGAAUCGGUGUUAAAUACCCAGCUGGCAAUACCAAUGAUGGCUGGACUAGAGAUAUGCGAUCUAGAAACCUGCUGUCCAUUGCGAAAAUACCUUCUUGGGUUGUCAUAACACCUGAGCGACAGCGUAGAGACACAGAAAAUUUUGUGGAAUUGAUUAUGAAGACUGGAAAUGGCGUAGGCUUCAGAAUGCCUAGACCAGAAAUAGUCACUAUUCAGCGUGAUGGUCAGAUGGAGUAUGCUGGGAUGUGCGAAAAUGUCAUCGCAAGAAAAAAUCCUGCAAUGAUAGUUUGUGUCCUGGCUCGAAAUUAUGCUGAUAGGUAUGAAGCUAUCAAGAAAAAAUGCACUGUGGAUCGUGCUGUACCCACUCAAGUGAUUUGCGCCCGAAAUAUGAGUAGCAAAUCCGCCAUGUCCAUAGCGACUAAAGUGGCUAUCCAAAUUAAUUGCAAGCUCGGAGGAGCUCCAUGGACCAUAGAAAUCCCGCUACCCAGUGUCAUGGUGGUGGGCUACGACGUGUGCCACGACACCCGCUCCAAGGAGAGGAGCUUCGGCGCCUUCGUGGCGACCCUGGACCGCCAGAUGACUCAAUACUACUCAAGCGUCAACGCGCACAUGUCGGGCGAGGAGCUCAGUGGGCACAUCGGCUUCAACAUCUUGUGCGCUGUGCGCAAGUUCCGCGAGAGGAAUGGAGCACUGCCUGAACGUAUCUUCUUUUACCGUGAUGGCGUAGGCGAUGGCCAAAUUCCGUAUGUCAAAAGCCAUGAAGUAGAGGAGGUCAAAAAGAAACUAGCUGAGGUUUAUAGUAACUCUGAUCUUAAGAUGGCGUUCAUUAUUGUGUCAAAAAGAAUUAAUACGAGAGUAUUCGUUGACUGCGGUCGAAACGGCGAGAACCCUCGUCCCGGCACCGUCAUAGAUGACGUGAUUACCUUGCCAGAGCGAUACGACUUCUUCUUAGUAUCCCAGAAUGUGCGUGAAGGUACUAUCUCUCCCACUUCCUACAACGUCAUUGAAGAUACCUCGAACCUUGAUCCAGACCGCAUCCAGCGCCUGACGUACAAGCUGACGCACAUGUACUUCAACUGCUCGACGCAGGUGCGCGUGCCAUCCGUGUGCCAGUACGCGCACAAGCUGGCCUUCCUGGCCGCCAACAGCCUGCAUAACCAGCCGCAUUACUCGCUCAACGAAACUCUCUACUUCCUUUAAAUUCUUUAAGUUUUACUAUAUUUUUUUAAUACGUUGGCUAAGUCGAACCACCUGAUUCCUAUUAUUAAGUUUUUUUAUUAUAAUUGUUAUAGAGCUCAUGUCGCAUUUAGUUUAGUUUAUAGUAUCAGUGUUCGGAUAUUAAAAGUUCUUCUAUAAUUAUUUUUGUUGAAAUUGACAAGUUCGUCCAUUUAAUCUAAUGAUUUAAUAUUUGUCAUUAGUUUUUUUUCAUGUGCAUUUAUAAACUACUUGUGCAUUUUUGGAUAAGAUAUAUUGGGAUACCAAUGAUUUGCACGGCAAAUAUAUAUAUUUUUUUACUAAUGGUAAGUGGUAGCAGGGUCCACACGCAAUGACGGUCAGUACAUUCUUGAAGAAAGAUCUGUACUAGUACUUUCCUUCGAUGCCUCUUCACGCCUCGUUUGAAGAAAUUCAAGUUGCAAGGAGGGGAACAAGUUUUCUGGUAAAGAAUUCCAUUUUUUUGAGGUGCGAUAAAGACAGGAGUUGCCAAAUGUCUUCUUGCGCGAUGGAACUGAUGUCACAGAUAAGCGGUGACAUCGAGAACCAGCACGCGUAGACUUGUGAAAUAAAGGUGGUAUUUUAUUAUAUAUAUAUAUAGAUGACGGCUGCUAAAAUAUAGAACACUGGGUAUUUUAUAAUUAGUCUUAUGUGUCAUAUUAAGUGUUUAGAUUAAGAUAAAUAUCAAAUUUACUAAAAAGAAAACACUUAAUUUACUGUUUAUAAUUCUCACACUUGUUUUUACAUCUGGCCUAAAUACAGUCAUUAUAUUUGUGAAAAAUGCACGACUCUAAAUACAACUAAUCAUAAUGUAAGGAAUAGUAUGGAAUAUCUCGUAAUGUUAAGAGAAUUGAACCUGGAUCAUUUGGUUUUUUUUUCUACCUCAUCUACAUAUUAACGUAUAAGUAUAAUUUAAUAAAGACCAGUAGAAAGAACGUGAUCUGUUUUUGAAUGUCAUUAUAAAAGUAUUAAGAGGCAUAAUCACUUGUCACAGUGAUUUUUCAUUAAGUAUAUUUGUUUUAGAAAUAUAUAAGAUUUUUUAACGUGAUUACUUUUGUUACUUUAUUUUGAAUAAACUCUGUUAUUUACGGA